AUGCCGACUCCUCCCGAGUACUACGUCCGGCUGCAGCGCGGUAUUACCGGCGGUUUCGUGCCCCCUGCGCCAACUGCGGUCUUCACAAUCACACAAACUGCUCAAGCUCCGAGUUUGGCGAUCACGAAAUCAGAGCGGACACCAGGAACACGCGUUCUCGGAGAUGCCGUCCCCAAGACGCUGAAUGCAGACACAGAAAUCACCGUCCUCGUCGACGAACUCCAAAGCAUUCUCAAGUCACUCCCGCUUGAAUCUCCGCCCGGCUGCGAGGAUAUAUAUGCGCUGGACACGUCAAUCACUUGGGGCAGCGAUGAUCUGGAAUGGCGAAACGGUGGCCCUGCAGGAUGUGGACGCUCAACAAGUGCGGUCCAACCGACGCAAGAGGAGAAGGACAAGUUCAAGAGGGCAGUCGAGAUCGUCGAACAGUUGGUUUCAAGAGCAGAGUAA
Molecule: messenger RNA, 447 nt
Organism: Mycena indigotica
Lineage: Eukaryota; Fungi; Basidiomycota; Agaricomycetes; Agaricales; Mycenaceae
Exons: 2
Coding region: 1-447 (148 amino acids)
Source: RefSeq, a predicted model, not a curated record